This is a messenger RNA of Hibiscus syriacus, 2528 nucleotides long. RefSeq names its product protein EARLY FLOWERING 3-like. The record is from RefSeq and is a predicted model, not a curated record. Gene Ontology annotation, biological process: regulation of photoperiodism, flowering. The coding region runs from base 183 to 2324 and encodes 713 amino acids. The transcript is spliced from 6 exons. Lineage: Eukaryota; Viridiplantae; Streptophyta; Magnoliopsida; Malvales; Malvaceae.
CACUUCUCCUCCACUCCUAGGGAUGACAACAAAAUCAGAAGCCGACCGAUUUCGAUUCGACUCAAUUCGAUAGGUUCAAUUAAGUGGAUUUCUACAAGCCCUCGCUGCCUCUCUGCUUCAACUUUCACUUUACAUCUUCGUUGGUUCCUUCUUUGACGAGCUCCGUUUCUGGAAAAAUAGUAAUGAAGAGACAUAAAGAUGAUGACAUGAUCAUGGGGCCUAUGUUCCCUAGGCUUCAUGUUAAUGAUACAGAGAAAGGAGGGCCAAGAGCUCCUCCAAGGAAUAAGAUGGCCCUUUAUGAGCAGCUUAGUAUUCCUUCUCAGAGGUUUAACCCUGGAGUCUUGCUUCAUAACCCUAACAAUUCAAGCAGCUGGGUUCCUACUGGUUCAAACCAGGGGGGUGGUCUUGAAAAGAAUAUGGUUGUCCCAUCUCGUGCAUCUCCUUUGACAUCCACUAAUCUGGCUGAGAAAUUUAGUAAUCGCCAGCUUGGGGGAGUAAGUGUAAAUACUCCUUCGACCCACAUCGAACAGAGGAAGGAGGUCAGGGAUGAUGAUAAUUUCACGGUUCCUGUGUUUGUUGAGUCUAAGACAGAUCAACAGUAUGAUAAAACUAAGAAUGGCUUUGAUAGGGAAAAAAUCACUCCCUUGACUACAACUUCUGGCCAUCAAAUAAAACCCCGAAAUAUUGGUGAUAAGGAUCCAAGUCGGAGCAGCUCUUCUGGUGUCAAUUUAAGAAAUGAUGUUAGAAACCAGAAUGAAAAGAGCUUAAAAGUGUGCUCAAAGAGGGAGCCAUCGGUAAAACUAAAAACUGCUGCGGCUUUAUCAACUAGAGAAAAGAUAGAUGGAGAUGUUGAAGAAGCCAAUGUCUCUUUUGAUGAAGAUUGUGGAGAUCGUCCUGCAAUUAUCAGAUUGCAUGAAAAUGAUGCUUGUUCAGUGCAAGAGUUCAGAGCUGGCAGAGAACCAACUGAUAACAGAUGCAUUAAUGGUGCUGACCUGAUGAGAGGUAUUGGUGAGGAAAUUCUUCCCUGGCAGAGAAGCAUGACUUAUUCAGAGGGGAAUCAGAGUGUUCCUGACGCAACUGAUUAUGAUAGUCAGUGCCGUGGGGGCCAGGCAUUUGGCUCUCUACAGUGCAUGAAUGGAGAUAAAAGUGAUGAUGCCUCUGAGACCUCCAUGGUGGAUUCUGUUUCAGGCAUGGAUAUUUCUCCUGAUGAUGUGGUGGGGAUAAUAGGUCAAAAGUGUUUUUGGAAAGCGAGAAGAGAGAUUUCCAAUCAACAAAGAGUAUUUGCCUUGCAAGUGUUUGAGUUGCAUAGACUGAUUAAGGUUCAGAGACUUAUUGCUGGUUCACCGCAUUUCUUGCUUGAGGAUGCAACAUAUCUGAGUAAAACCUCUUUUGAAGGCUCUCCUGCAAAGAAGCUUCCAUCAGAGUUUAUUAUAAAGCCACUACCACACUCUAAACACAAAGAUGACUCUGAGAAGCCAAGCCAUAAAAUGGAGUGCUCAGCUGAAAAUGCGGUUGGUAGGACAUCCCUCUCUUCAGUGAAAAAUUGUAGGCAGCCUUCUAAUUGUGGGCCUUUCAUUGGAAAUCCACCACCUGCCCUUGUUAAUGGUGAUAACAAAAUCAAUCCUUGGUGUUUCCCUCAGUCUGGGCACCAGUGGCUGGUUCCUGUCAUGUCCCCUUCUGAAGGACUGAUAUACAAGCCCUAUCCUGGACCUGGAUUCAUGGGAUCUGCUUGUGGAGGAUGUGGACCUUUCGGACAAGCUCCAAUGGCGGCCAGCUUUAUGACCUCACCUUUUGGAGUUCCUGCUCCUCAUCAAGGAAUUGGGGUUCUACCAGGAGCUCCUCCAGUUGGUCACUCUUAUUUUCUUCAUAAUGGGAUGCCAAUCAUGAACCCAUCAGUCUCAGGCUCUGCUGUGGAAUUCAUGAACCAGUUUCCCGGUCCUGAUUCCCAUGCUCACAGUGGCCAGGUAUCUGGUGGUGGAGCCAACUCUAACCUGCAGCGUCAAAGUUCAUGUAAUUUGCCUAAGAACAAGGAUGGUGCUGUUUCUCGUGUCACAAAGUUCCAGACAUCUAAAGACACUGUGCUACAAGGGAGUACAGCAAGCGAUCCUGGUGAAAACGCACAAAGAGACGGGACCAAUAGAGCCGUCGAAGGACAAAAUGAACUUCCAUCAAGCAUUCCAGAGCGAGCCUCUCAGCUUCGUGAGGCAAACCAGACAACAAGAGCAAUAAAAGUUGUGCCUCAUAAUCCAAGAUCAGCCACAGAAUCAGCUGCUCGUAUUUUCCUAUCCAUACAGACAGAAAGAAAAAAACAUCAUGCAGGUUAGCUUGUUCAGGUAUUACUGGUAAAUGAUCGGAGACUUAUAUAGCUAGGUAAUUUUCAUGUACUGUUUGGUACAGUAAUGUAACCUUGUAUUAUUAAUUUUCUAUUUUAUGAGCCUGGUGUAGUCUACAUGUAAGAUUACAAGCCAAUGUAGGAUUUGUUUUGUACUCAUUUAAAUUUUGGGCAAAUGCGAAGACCCUUUCCUAAA